Aspergillus oryzae RIB40 is the source of this 1128-nucleotide messenger RNA. RefSeq names its product alpha/beta hydrolase. The record is from RefSeq and is a predicted model, not a curated record. Lineage: Eukaryota; Fungi; Ascomycota; Eurotiomycetes; Eurotiales; Aspergillaceae. The transcript has 4 exons. Bases 1 to 1128 code for a protein of 375 amino acids.
AUGGUUGAACUUCAGUCCAUCUUUAAAAAGGCCUACUGGUCGCUGGCCGCCGGUGGUCUUGUCUACGUCCAACCAUUUAAUUUGGUGACACCCGAUAAUGAAACCCUCUACGCGUGGCAUCUGCUCCCUCCCCACCUCUGUCGGGAGCAUGAGGAGAAAUUAAAUGCAGAUGAGCCUUCGGGUCCGGCGAGUGACUAUACUAAAACUCCCGCCUACGAACUGCUGGCAAAUGACCCUAAUGCCAGGGUCGUGGUCGCUUUCCACGGUAAUGCCGCUCACAUCGGCUCCGCUCAACGCCCGGAAACCUACCGUAUGCUUCUGGGACUGUCAACACCCUCCAACCCUAUCCAUGUCUUCGCCAUGGACUAUCGCGGCUUCGGCAUAUCCACCGGAUCCCCGACAGAAGAAGGCCUAAUCACCGAUGGAGUAGCCCUGCUCAACUUCCUCACCUCCAGUCCAUUGAAUAUCCCCCCGUCUCGAAUCGUCAUCACAGGCCAGAGCCUCGGAACAGCCGUCAGCGCAGCGGUAACCGAGCGUUUUGCAUUCGGAUCUCCCGACCCAACUGCCAUCCAGCCCGCCAUAAAAAACCCCGAACCCUUCGCUGGUGUGAUCCUCAUUGCAUCAUUUAGUAAUAUACCUAGUCUCCUCGAUACUUACAGUUUGAAGGGUCUCACACCUCCAAUCCUCUCCCCUCUUGUUGGCUACCCUCGUGUGAAGAACUGGACGAAGAGCCAUGUUAUCGAUCGUUGGGAUACCGCCGCGCGAGUGGCACGGUUAACCGGAGUUGGACCGACGGCUCAGAAUGAUUCGGCUAUUGGUUAUGCGGAUAAGGGGUUGGAUCUUACCAUUGUGCAUGCGUAUAACGAUGCCGAGAUCCCAUGGUACGAAGGACGUCGCGUUUGGGUGGCUGCAACUGGGGAGAACGAUAAGGAUGCUCCCGGGCGCCUUGUCCACGAGAAGAAGGACUCGAAGAGUCAGAAUGAAGUGCUUAUCUGGGAGAACAGAUCUAGCAAGAACGCCGGUGUGGUUAAAAGUGUUAGAUGGGAGCGUGUGCCGUACGGUGGUCAUAACCGCGUUGCGACAUUUUCUGUUGCUGCUCUUGCUGUGCUUAGGGCUUUCGAGCAGUGA